This is a messenger RNA of Brienomyrus brachyistius, 1593 nucleotides long. It is a transcript of the gene slc35e3, whose product is annotated as solute carrier family 35 member E3. The record is from RefSeq and is a predicted model, not a curated record. The transcript is spliced from 5 exons. Gene Ontology annotation, molecular function: antiporter activity; nucleotide-sugar transmembrane transporter activity. The coding region runs from base 254 to 1195 and encodes 313 amino acids. Gene Ontology annotation, cellular component: Golgi apparatus. NCBI's taxonomy places the organism in Eukaryota, Metazoa, Chordata, Actinopteri, Osteoglossiformes, Mormyridae.
ACUGUGGGCCAGCGCGUGCCGUGUCACGCCGGCGCUGCGUGCGUCUCGGCGCGAGCUGGAGGAAUUGCUGCGGCGUGUGGCGAGAGCGCGCGGCUGGAGCCGUCCGGCAUGUAGCGGGCUGAGCGGGUGUGCCUGGCAGUGCUGCGGGACUUCACCCCGGGGGAAGACCCUUACGCAGAAGUGCGCGCCCGUAGUGCUGUUACGGAGAGGCGCUCGCAGCGGAUACAUCCGCACCGGGCUGCGCUGGAUCACAAUGGCUGCUCGGCUGCCCGAUCUCGCCGGGAACGGGCGCAUCGCCUCCGGAUUACUGGUCAAUCUACUCGCGUCGAUAUGCAUCGUCUUCAUCAACAAAUGGAUUUACGUGCAUUACGGCUUCCCGAACAUGACGCUGACUUUGAUUCAUUUCGUUGUGACUUGGCUGGGGCUUUACGUGUGCCAGAAGAUGGACAUAUUCUCCCCGAAGAGUCUCAGACCGACCAAAAUCGUGCUGCUGGCACUAAGUUUUUGUGGCUUUGUCGUUUUCACCAAUCUCUCGCUGCAAAGCAAUACCAUAGGGACUUAUCAGCUUGCCAAAGCAAUGACCACACCGGUUAUAAUAGUCAUUCAGACGCUGUAUUAUAAGAAAACAUUUUCCUCAAAGAUAAAAAUGACGCUGAUCCCCAUCACACUAGGAGUGAUUUUGAACUCCUACUAUGAUGUGAAGUUUAACUUGCUGGGAAUGGUCUUUGCAGCGCUGGGGGUGCUGGUUACAUCCUUGUACCAAGUGUGGGUUGGAGUAAAGCAGCACGAGCUGCAGGUGAACUCCAUGCAGCUGCUGUACUACCAAGCCCCCAUGUCGUCCGCCUUCCUCCUCCUCCUGGUGCCUUUCUUCGAGCCCCCGUCUGGUGAAGGGGGUGUCUUCGGGCCUUGGUCUCUCUCUGCAAUGGUGAUGGUGCUGCUGUCGGGGGUGAUCGCCUUUCUGGUCAAUCUGUCCAUCUACUGGAUCAUCGGCAACACCUCACCUGUGACCUAUAACAUGUUUGGGCACUUCAAGUUCUGCAUCACCCUCCUGGGGGGUUACGUGCUCUUCCAGGACCCCCUGUCUCUGCAUCAGGGCCUGGGCAUUCUCUGUACCCUCCUGGGGAUUUUGGCCUACACUCAUUUCAAACUAGCUGAACAGGAGGAGGGCAAGAGCAGACUUGUUCAGAGGCCCUAAACCCCAAUGUCCCUCACCUUGGAACAGCUGCCGCUGGCUGCUACACGGAGACCCCAGAGAGCCAGUCCACCAGAGCCCUGGGCCCUGGCAAGUGAGGAGGGCCUGCCACAGGAGAGUCCGGAAGCGGGGUACUUAUGCAGUGGACGACAGGAUCUUAAGUGAGAUUUUGUUCGUGAUAGUCCUACAGCCGAGUGAUUUGUAGUAUUGCCUACUGAAAACGAGCUGAUAAUCAGAAAUUGCCUGAUACUUUUGUACCACAUGGUCAAAAAUGGAGAAUCUCAUCCUGAAUAUUUCCUCUCAUGGCAUUAAAAAUGUCAGGUUGGUUUCUCUGCCGUUAUUUAAAUAUAGCAUAAAGCAUUUUAGUAUGUUGUGUUCUUCAAUAAAUAUAUUUUGUUCAA